Molecule: messenger RNA, 1971 nt
Organism: Symbiodinium natans
Lineage: Eukaryota; Dinophyceae; Suessiales; Symbiodiniaceae
Source: the annotation of a GenBank genome assembly
AUGGCCAAGCACGGUUCGCGAAGUGUUGGCUCCUGCCGCUGGCGAAUCCUUCUCACGGAUCUGGGAUGGCGCUCUCAGCAUGUGGAGGCUGUCGAGGACGACCCCCCCAUGAUCUCUGUCACCAACGUCGUUUCUGCACUGAUCUUGACAAACGGCUUGAACUCACGAGAGCUAUCCUUGCAAAACGUCGGGCGGAACGACUGCUGUGGCUCCAGUCCCUUGAGGAUGAUGCCGCUUCUGGCGAUGCUCACGCUAUUAGAACAGCGCCAAGAGAUUCAGGGUAUACUCGAGUCCUUGCAGUUGGAGUCCGGUGCGCACAUGCUUGCAGAGUUUACCGAUGCGGAGAUCCAGGAAGCACUCAACAAAGGCAAAUCUGGUAAAACCUCAGGUCUUUCUGGUAUUACCUAUGAAUUGUUAGUGGCAAUGUGGGGCGUUGAAGAUGGAAGGAUUAUUCUCAGACAGUUCCUCAACAACCUUUUCACUGCUUCCCAACACCCGCAGGGCCUCUAUCGUGCUUUUGUACUUCUCAUCCCAAAGGUUGCCCAGCCACAGUUGGUGUUUGCAUGGAAAGGGGUACAGUGGGAAGUCAGCCAGGCCCAGGGUGUGCAACAGGGUCACACCUACAGUUCUGGCGUGUUCAGCUUCAUCAUAGGCCAUCUUUUGCAACAGGAGUUCCAACGAUGUCGUGCUGAUGGUUUUGACUCUGUGGUAGGGGAUUGGGGGUGGCUUUUCAUUGACGACCUCUUGCUGCAUUUUGAUGACUGGAAUACUGCCAUCAAACUCCUUCCAAGGAUACAGGAUGCUUUGUCAGCUGUCGGUCUUGCGUUUAACUUGACCAAAACACAGCUCAUGGCUUCUCCUGCUACGCUUGCAGCGGGUCGUGAGCUGGUUCUGCCUGCGGACCAUGUGUUGUCCAAAGUGCCGUGGGUUGAUCUUACUCAGUACUUGCGCAAGCCAUUGAGGCAUCUACGUGUUGGCGAGAAUCUGUGGCAUCUUUGGCAACCCUUUUUCGUGCGUAGUGUGCAUCACGGUUUGCAGCAGAUGCUCCCAGUACUUCGUGGCCUCAAUUGGUUACAGCCCAAUUUGGCCUUGACCAUCCUAAACCGUUACAUCGGAAGUAAAUGGCUCUGGGCUUCACCUGUCGUUCCUCCUACCGUGCAUGCACUUGAUAGCAUUCGUACCCUGCAAGCUACUGCGUUGCAAACCCUGCUGCAGCUGCACAUACCCACCUUGCUCCAGAAACCGCAGGCCAUGGUCUUGCAUAGACUUCGCAAACGUGCUGUAUACCUCUUCCUCAAUGACAAGAUACCCCAAACAUGGACUUUUCAGUGGCAGCUGCGUUUCUGGAACUACUUCGGCCAUGUCUUGCGAAGACCGCCUGAAGCGCCGGUGCGGGCAGCUGUCAGUUCAAUGAUCAGAAUGCGGCGGCCACAAGGUGGCUUCCCGAACUCCCCGCUGGAUUGGCUCCUGCGUUGUGCUGCCAAAGCUUUUAAUGCAGUCGUCUCUCCGGUGGAGAUAUUUGCGCUGGCUGCCGACCGCCUGGCAUGGAAGUUGCGUGGAGCCUGCUUCUUUGAACAACAGGCUCUGGCUCAGCUCCAUAGUCGCGUCAAUUCGGGCCUCUUUCCUCGAUGGCAGGAUUAUGUAUUGCAGCAUGCAGUUUGGCUUUUCACGUGUACGCUCUGUGUGGGAGAGCAGGGUUUUGUACUUGUCUGGAUUGAUAAUGAACAGGGCUUGCAGACUUGGACCUUGUGUGAUGACCUGCAGAUGGGCCUGUAUCAUUUUGCCAUUACAGUGCGUAUGCUGCAUCCGUAUUUCCUGCUGCAUUGUGCCUUGGCAGAGACACAGCUGGAGGCUCACUUACCAACAUUGCAUCGAGUCGCUGAUGUUUUGCAAGAACAGUGUCAGAUACUUCUCACCUUCAAUGUCAUACCUGAGAGAUAUAUACGUAAAAUUGCUACCCUUCAAGAUUGA